AUGACACGGAAGCAAUAUGGAAAUGCAAGCAAUAUGUUCAGGGACUUUAUAACACAAGUUGGAACUCUGUCAAAACUAAAUCGAAAACUUUUCAAGAAUGAAGAUGCGUUUUUUCAUGACUUGCCUCUCACAAAUAAUCCUACUGAGGUCACCGCGAGAGUUUACGUCAGUUCGACAAGAAUGAGAAUUUUCAACCUUACCUUCUUGUUCCUUAUCAUCUCGGUGAUUCUCUCUGCUGUGGACGUUGCUGAAGGCAAAAAGAAACCUAAAAGAAAGCCAUGGGAGAUACAGCGACAAUGGUGAAGCACUUAAAGGAAAUUGAUAUCUCGUGCUCGAUUGUCGAUAAACCUUGGCAUUGUGAUUCAAGUAGUGAU
Messenger RNA from Cylicocyclus nassatus, 374 nucleotides. NCBI's taxonomy places the organism in Eukaryota, Metazoa, Nematoda, Chromadorea, Rhabditida, Strongylidae. The record is from the annotation of a GenBank genome assembly.